UGACGAAUAAUAUUCUACCAUACUAUAUUACUUCUGAUACCUGUGUAUACAACGCAAAGCUAAAUGUUUGUUUUCACAUAAUCAAAAAUGAAAACGCGUGGCUAAUUUAGAAAAUUUUAUCUGUAAUCAUAACUUCUUGCGACACGGACCUGGGAACAUUGCAUGUAUACAAUGAAAAUGCAAACCAUGCAACAUAUUUUGUUGUUUAUUUUGACUUUUGCAUAUAUAGAAGCCUUUUUUUCUAACCCAUACGGACUAUAUGUUGGUAGAGAUGACUUUACACACGCAGAUAUCACAGAAAUUGGAAUUCUGAAAGCCGUAGCAGCCUUCUAUGAGGAAACACCACUUACUCCAGAAGGAUCAACACCUAGCUCGGGUUCUCUGACGGGAAUACAAGACAUCACUGCUAAGAAGCUCUACGAUCAGGUUUACGCAGGUUCAAGAUCACCGAGGCGCCUACAGGAUGCUAUUGACAACAUUGUUAGAUACAAUAAUCAAGUUGACCAGGACCAUUAUAAUGAAGCUGCCUGGCAUUUUAAUGGUGAACAGAUAGAACAAACGUCUUACCUCGGUUCAAGAUCACCGAGGCGCCUACAGGAUGCUAUUGACAACAUUGUUAGAUACAAUAAUCAAGUUGACCAGGACCAUUAUAAUGAAGCUGCCUGGCAUUUUAAUGGUGAACAGAUAGAACAAAGUAACUUAAAGCUCCAAGGUAUACGCACACAACUUCUAUUGGAAUUAAAUAAGCCGAAUCCUGAUUAUGAAUUAUCACGACAACUUAUUGGGCAAUUUUUACAUAUUUUACAAAUGUUUUAUUCAAAUACCAACUGGAUCGAAGACAACGGCGUAACCAUAUAUCCCGCUGUCGGUAUGGCAGGAGUAAAAUUAUUACCAACUGCAGGUCCUAGUGACGACGCUUGUAAAAAUUGUGUAGGAGUUUGUGUAUUCAAUAUAAUCUUGCCGAAAAAACAGUUUUUGACAAGCGGAUAUAAAUCAGGACAAGACAUUGCAAAGCCAUACAAAGACCCAAAAGUUAAUACAAAGGGCAAAUGUAGCCACGGAGGAGAAACUGACUACACCUCAUCUGCAGCGACGGGCGGAAUAAAUAAAGACUCAAGAAUAAGUGAGAGGUCUCCGCAUUUUUAUAAACAUGACCAAGCAGCGGAAACGGCUAUAGACCAUACUGUGUACUUCUUGAAUGACAACACAAAUGGGAUACGACACUUGACUUCUCCAGAAAAUUUCAUGAAGCUGCUACAAUUAGACUCUGAUUACUCCUUAGUUUUUGUAAUCGACACAAGUGGAUCAAUGUCUUCUGAUUUACCAACGAUCAUACAGCAGUCAAAUAUAAUUAUACAGGCUGCCAGUACUGUUUCCAAUUCACCAUAUAAUUAUAUUCUUGUAACCUUUAGUGAUCCAGUGACAUCAAUAAAUGUACGAAAGACUACAUCAUCAGCAGAUAUUACAAACUGGAUUAAUGGAUUAAAGGCCCAGGGCGGUAAUGGUAAUGAUUGUCCGGAAUUUUCGUUAUCUGCUAUUGAGUCAGCUGCUAAUGCAUCUUCUCCUGGAUCUAUUAUAUACGUAUUCACUGAUGCUACACCAAAAGAUCAUUAUAAACAAGAAAAGAUCGAUAGUCUUAUAGCAGAAAAACAACUCCAAAUACUCUUUACUGUCACCGGUUCAUGUUCAACAACGAAUCACAACGGUUUGAAGUAUAGUGACAACUUAAACCCAGGAAUAGAACACUAUCACCAUCGCCGUGCAACCCCCUGGGAUCUAAUGGACGUGUAUCGUCAUUUAGCCUCAGUAUCCGGUGGUCAUAUGUUACAGACUACCAAGGAUCAAAUACCCUAUGUAGCAAAUAUGUUCAAGGCAUCUCUAUCAAAGUCUGAAGUAUUAAUCUUCAAGAACGUAUUGCCAGGAGGACCAUCAACACCAAAACAAAUAAAUAUUGAUAUUGAUGAAAGUAUAUCUCAAUUUACAUUGAAGAUACACAGCAAAAACAAUGUUCCGCAUUUCAACCUUUUAAAUUCAAACGGGAAUACACAACCUAUUGACAACAAGACAAUUCACAUGUACAAUAUUGGUACAACAUAUAUUUGUAUUGUUGUGGAUAAUCCUAAAACUGGCAGUUGGUCGUUACGUAAGAAUGAUAUGAAUGAGUGGGAUGUAGAGGUUACAGCUCAAAGCACAGUUGAUUUUACAGCAAAGUUAAUGACAUAUGAUGCAUCAAGUUUUUCCUACUAUCAAAUUCAUGGAAGACCUAUUCCAGAUGAAAAUGUAACCUUGGCGAUUGGAAUAGACGACACCAGAAUAGACUUAUAUCGUGUUUCGCUAUUGAGUGUAUUUGAUAAUGAAUUAUCACAUUAUUCAUUGCAACGGAGAAAUAAAAGCAGCCCUCGGGCGUUCUAUAUGACUACUAUUGUGAUUCCACAUGAGUUUUUCAAAUUGGCAGUUGUUGGUACAACUAAGUCCACUGGUAACAAUUUUGUACGGAUACAUCGGAAUUGUAUAGAAAUAGUUAAUAAAAAACUAGACCUUUACCUGAAAAAGGUAUAUUAAAUAAUUGUUAAUUGAAAAGGAAUAGUUAGAUCAAUAAUAAUGUGAUAAGUUACGAAAAUGCUUUAAAUUACGCAAUGAGAAGAAAGUCAUCGUUUACAUACAAAGUAAAUUGCAUUGUUUGUUUUGACAUCAUUUGUUAUGUAACUCAAUGAAAAAUGUUCAUUGAUAAACGUCAGAACCUUUGAAAGUAAAUUCUUACAUUUUAAAAUUCUUAUCAACAUCAUUUGUAUA
Messenger RNA from Mytilus trossulus (common blue mussel), 2793 nucleotides. Its product is annotated as von Willebrand factor A domain-containing protein 7-like. Bases 163 to 2562 code for a protein of 799 amino acids. NCBI's taxonomy places the organism in Eukaryota, Metazoa, Mollusca, Bivalvia, Mytilida, Mytilidae. The record is from RefSeq and is a predicted model, not a curated record. The transcript has 16 exons.